Messenger RNA from Halichondria panicea, 4494 nucleotides. RefSeq names its product probable outer membrane protein pmp6. The transcript has 2 exons. The record is from RefSeq and is a predicted model, not a curated record. NCBI's taxonomy places the organism in Eukaryota, Metazoa, Porifera, Demospongiae, Suberitida, Halichondriidae. Bases 493 to 1887 code for a protein of 464 amino acids.
CACAGAUCCAAAAAUAAGGCAGUGCAGAAAAGGGUGCAACAUCUAUUAACAAUAUGCUGUCUAGAAAUAUUCUAGUGCUGCUCCUGUCCCUAGCUACUGUUACCAGGAGCGAGCACUAUCACAUUGUGCCAGUGGAUUCAACCGACUUGUGUCAUGAUUAUCGAAAUGGAACUUGUUUCACUCUCGAGCAGCUUGUUCAAACAAACCUUUCAUUUGGUGGAGACAAUCUCACCUUGAGCUUUCUACCUGGAGAUCAUGUGCUAACAGAGCAGUUUCUGAUUCUUAACUUCUCACAUGUGCAUAUUAAUGGCCAGAACACAAGUACAACUGUAAUUGGAUUCCAUAGCAACGGUACGAUACUUUUUGUUAAUAUUACUGAAUUAUAUAUUGAACGCUUGGGUUUCGUUGGAGCAAAGGUUGAACCACAAAACUUACACCAAGGGUUUGAUCAUUGACAGUACCCAUGAUGUCUAUAUCAAUGACUGUUACUUUAUGAACUUUGGAUUACUACAUCCCGCAGAAAGGAAUUUAGUUAAGAUUUCUAAUACUCAAACGACGAUUAUUGAGAGCACUUUCUUUAUGAACAACACUGGUCAGGCACUGCAUGUUGAGGCUGAUGAUGUGUACAUAACAAAUAGCGAGUUUACUGGAAAUGAUGGAGGUGCAGUUGACAUUCAAUCAAACAACUCUCUGAUCACCAGCACAAAGUUCAACUACAACAGUGCUGACAGUGGAGGAGCAGUAGAAGUGGUAUCUGGUACUGUAGUGAUCACUUGGUGUACCUUCACAAAUAACAAAGCCAUUGGGUUAGGAGGAGCGAUUAGAGUGAACUCAGGCAGUAGUGUGUCCAUCUUCAACUGUGAGCUAACAAACAACAGAGCUGCAUUUGGUGGAAUUGGUGGAGCAAUUCAUAUUUCCUCAGGCAGUAGCAUGAAAAUCUCCAACAGUGAGCUGACAAACAACAGAGCUGGCAUUUAUGGUGGAGUGAUUGCUGCUUACGCAAGUAGUGUGUCCAUCUCCAACAGUGAGCUGACAAACAACAGAGCUGAUUAUGGUGGAGCAAUUUAUGGUUAUUUAGGUGGUAGUGUGUCCAUCUCCAACUGUGAGCUUACAAACAAUAGAGCUGUUGAUGGUGGAGCAAUUUUUUUUGAAGGAGGUAGAAGUCUGUCCAUUUCCAACAGUAAACUGACAAACAACAGUGCUGGCUCUGGGGUGAUUAUUGCUUACAGAUCUAGUGGCAAAACUUCCAUCGUUAACAGUACGCUAGUCAGCAACGGUGUUGACCAUGAUGGAGUGAUUUAUGUAACUCAGGGUGCCUUGAUAUUGAAAGACACUAACAUUACUAAUAACAUGGCCAGUUUUAAGGUGGAUGGAGGCAUUGUUUAUGCUUUCAGCAGUCGAGUUGACUUUAAUGGAUCUACAACACUUAGUCACAAUCGUGGUACACUUGGUGGAGCUAUCAGUGCCUUACAGAGUCAAAUAUACAUUAACACAGAAGGAGUGAUCAUCACAAACAACACAGCUACCUACGGAGGAGCGAUAUUUCUGAGAGAGAGUACACUCUUUGUAACUGAAUCACUAAAGAUCUAUCACAACACAGCAUACCAGGAUGGUGGAGGAAUUUAUGCCUAUUCUAGCAGAGUUGAGUUCCAAUCAGUGCAGAUGGUGGAUGCACAUGGUCAGCCACUUCCUCCCAAUAAACCGAGUGAGAUUGCUCACAACAUUGCUAAGAAUAAUGGUGGAGGUAUUUAUGCAGCUGUAUCUUCAACUAUUAAACUAACUCAAUCAUACGUCAACAUUGACUCAAACACCGCAAUUGCUAAUGGAGGUGGAGUGUAUCUACAGCAAAGUUCAAAACUAUACCUAUUUAAAAAUAACCCGAAAUGAAUAGUAUUUUAGUCAAGUUUACUAUUAACAACAACUUGGCUCAGUAUGGAGGGGGGAUAUUUGUGGCAGAUGACACUGAAAAUGGUGCCUGCAGAGGAGGGGCUACAGAAACUGACGAUACUCCAACAAUUUUGGCUGACUGCUUCAUUCAAACCAUUGCACUGUAUUAUUAUUAUGACUGGAUGAUCAACUUAGGUAUUUUUUCAAACUAUGUCAACACAUUCAUGACUAACAACACAGCUACUCAGUCAGGAGCAGACAUCUACGGAGGUCUGUUGGACAGGUGUACAGCAAGUCAAAGUGCUGAAUAUACAUUUUUUCCAGAUAAAUUCCCAUUACACUAUACAUAUGGGAUACUGUAAAAUUCUCCUCCAUCUCCUCUAGGCCUGUUCAAGUAACGUUAUGUAACAAUAUACAAAGUGAUAAUAUUUCUACAAGAAAGGGACAUAUGAUUAAAAUCAGUGUUAAGGCUGUUGACCAAGUUGGAAAUCCAUCGAAUGCCACAAUUCGCAGCUCUGUUAUUACUGAGAGUAGAGUUGGUCGUCUCAAAGAAGGACAGGCUGAACAAAAAAUUGGCAAUCAGUGCACAGAAUUAGAGUACAAUGUAUUCUCACAAGACAGCUCUGCUCAGGUGGAACUCUAUGCCGAGGGUCCAUGCACCAAUUUGGGAAUUUCAAAAAAACUUAUUAGUAUUUCUUUUCAACUCUGCACAUGCCCUAUUGGGCUCAAGCCAAUUCAAUCCGAUAUUGAGUGCAAGUGUGACUGUGAUCCAAACUUGCUACAAUAUCAGAUAACAAACUGUUUUGAGAAAAAUAGAACCAUAAAGCUGGAAAGUAAUAACAAUAUAUGGAUAGAAUUUAUAAAUACCACCAACGAAACAGGAUAUGUUAUUAGUAACUGUACAUUUGACUAUUGUGUAGAAAGGCCCGUCACCAUCAGUCUGAGCGCCCUGACGAACAAUGUGCCUACAAUCGAAGUGGUGUCUUGUGUGGAGAAUGUGAACCAGGACUCAGUCUUGUGUUAGCUACGUCAAGAUGUGCACAAUGCUCUGAUCUUUACAUUUUUCUAUUAAUACCAUUUGCGCUGGCUGGCAUAUUGCUAGUUGCUUUAAUUCUCGUGCUCAAUAUCACUAUAGCAACUGGAAAGAUUUAUGGCCUCAUUUUUUAUGCUAACAUGCUAGCAGCUAAUAGAGCGAUUGUUUUCCCAAAUUUAAGCAACUUUUUAACAGUUUUUGUAUCAUGGGUGAAUCUUGACUUGGGUAUUGAGACAUGCUUUUACAAUGGAAUGAACUCUCAAGCAAAAGUGCUCCUUCAACUUGUCUUUCCAGCCUACAUGUUUCUUCUAAUGUUCUUAAUAAUAAUUUUGAGCAAGUACUGUGACUCAUUUGCAAAGCUCCUCUCCAACAGGAACCCAGUGGCUGCCCUAGGCACACUCGUCCUACUCUCUUAUUCCAAACUCUUACGGUUUAUCAUUGCUGCACUACAAUUCACAAACUUGCAUUAUCCUGAUGAUAGAAAUGGUAUAGUUUGGUUGUUUGACGGCAAUGUGCAAUACUUCACUCUCAAUCACAUCCCUCAGUUUUUUGCUGCUGCCAUAAUUCUCAUUGCCGGUGGAUUGUUCACUGUACUGCUCUUUUUAGGACAAUGGCUUCCGCACUGUUCAAAGGUUAUGAAAUGGACUAGGAACACAAAGUACAUUGGCUUCAUGGAUACAUACUAUGCUCCAUUCACUCCCAAGCAUCGCUACUGGGUGGGACUGCUCCUCUUUGCUCUGAUUCUCCAUAAUCUAGUAACUGCUAUGGCUCCAGGUAAUUUUCUCCCUAUUCUAUCAUCUGGGGUUUUAUCAGUUGGACUGAUUGUCUGGAAACUACUAAAUAAUCGGUUGUAUAAAAACACACUCUGUGGUUCCCUCGAAAGUCUCUAUCUACUCAAUUGCUAUUCUUGCAUUUGGCACUUCUUAUGUCAAAGAUACCAAUAAAGAUCAGUCAGCACUAGCCAAUACGUCGAUGGCCAUAUCAUUCACUCUAUUUGUAACAACACUCUGCUACCAUUUUUACCAAUUCGUACUCAAGAAAAGUAAUACAUGGCUGAAGAUAGAGGACACCAUAAGGAACUUAGGAGCUAGUGCUGCAGACAUGAGACUUCGACGAGCUAACAAUAGCCGGGAAAUGUAUCAGCUGGUAGCUGAUGAAAAUGAUGACGAGGAAUUACUCGAAGUAGUAGACGACUAUGAACAAAGAGACCCAGUGGACCCACCUUGCACUGAUGGAACCAUGGAAGAAGCUGAUCCUGAUCGUUACAUCACUCCUCCCAUCAUCAGACCAGCCACGAGACCGGACCAGCUGAGAGAGCCUGCCCUGGAUGAGCUAGCCCCCCUCACCACAAAGGACUACAAACCAGCCCCUCCCCCUACAAGGGUUAACCAUCGUCCUGUGGUUACACACACAGAAAUCGACCCCAUACGCAAUGAAUUAUUUAGCUAAGGUAUAAUUAUAAUUAUAUAUUAUAUAUCUACCCAUAAACAAUAGAUUCGUACACGUAUACUGUAGGUUGCCUUAAUUCCUUGUUUGUUGUCAAAUAUACCGCAAAAAUACAGCUGUUAUUAUAG